Molecule: messenger RNA, 2460 nt
Organism: Sphaerulina musiva SO2202
Lineage: Eukaryota; Fungi; Ascomycota; Dothideomycetes; Mycosphaerellales; Mycosphaerellaceae
Product: glycoside hydrolase family 31 protein
Exons: 2
Coding region: 139-2460 (773 amino acids)
Biological process (GO): carbohydrate metabolic process
Molecular function (GO): hydrolase activity, hydrolyzing O-glycosyl compounds; carbohydrate binding
Source: RefSeq, a predicted model, not a curated record
UGAAUGCGGAGUUGAGCCUUUGGGUAUUCGCAGGCAUUAUUGACCGCAUGUUGACCACACCGGAUAGGUAUAAGAGGGUGCAGUUGGCACCUUCCAGGUAGGCAGAAUUUCUCAUAUUGACUCCGCACCUCCAGCAAAAUGAGGCCUGGUCAUUUGCUCGCUGCCUGCAGCUAUAUAUGGUUGGCAGCUUCCACGCAGACUGUGCUGGCAACAGAAACGGAGCUUGGGAAGACGAUCUGGGAGCUUGGAAGUGGCUUUAUACUAGCUCGAGAGUACGAUCAGCUGGAGAUCACGAGAGAAGACCUGAGCAUCUGGAGCACAACGUCGCACAAGCCAUUCAUUGGCGCAAGUGCUGGAACCGACUUGGCCACUGGGUCUAACGGAGCUUUCAACAUCACACAAGUGGAUAUUGAUCCUACGGAUGGCCAGGAUAUUACAUCCAUCCAGCUCGUUGACUGGCGAGGAAGUGUGACUGGCUACGCAGCGCAAGUCAGUGGACACUUGAUCUACAGCGGAAGCGUGUGCGCAACAUAUUCACUCCAUUUCUGGGUGCCUCAUAACCUCACCGACCGAGUGGCGUUCUAUCUUACUAUUGAGUCCUCAGUUACGGACACCUCUCGCCCUCUCAAGAAGCUCUACUUUCGCUUUAAUUCCCGAGCAGGCGAGGACUUUUAUGGACUGGGAGGCCAAGCAUCUUUUGCAUCACUCAAGAACCAGAGCAUUCCGAUCUUGUCGAGAGAGCAGGGUGUUGGUCGAGGCGAUGAGCCGAUCACUUCCAUCCAGAACGCGAAUGGAUCGAUCGCGGGAGGUGACUUCUACACAGCGUAUACGGCCAUUCCAUCCUACGUGUCCACAGAUGGCAACUUGUUUUACUUGUCUGAGAAAAGCACAGCCUACGCCAAUUUUGACUUCAUGGAGUCGGACACUGUCACGAUCCGCUAUGACUCGCUGAGCGUAGACGGUGCCUUCACCAGAAGCGAUAAUUUGUUUGAUGCCAUUGAAGCAUUGACUGCAUACACAGGACGGCAGCCACCUCUGCCCAAGUGGGUUGACAACGGUGCUAUUCUUGGUAUACAAGGUGGGCAGGACAAGGUCAAUGGCAUUGUCAAGCGAGGCAUAGAGCUUGGCGUACCUAUCGCGGGUGUCUGGCUCCAAGACUGGGUGGGCACUCACAGCCAGGUGGGUCCCUACAUCAACAUCAGCCGUCUUUGGUGGAACUGGGAGAACGAUGAUGUGCUCUAUCCUACCUGGACUGACUUUGUGCAAAACUUGCGUGAUGAAUACAAUGUGCGCACUUUGUCGUACAUCAACGUCUUCCUGACAAAUGUCUCGACUAAAAGUACAGGCUUCCGCCGGAACCUGUACAAUGAAGCAAGUGCCAACCACUAUUUUGUACAAAACACGACGACCAACUCCACGGCCAUCAUAUCUAGUGGGCCUGGCUUGGAAGCAGGAAUUGUCGAUCUUACCAAUCCACACCUCCGGGAAUGGUUCUUCGAUGUCUUGAAAGAGCAGGUAUGGAACGCCAACAUCUCUGGCUUCAUGACAGACUUUGGUGAAUACACACCAGUCUCUGCUGACACCAAGAUUUACGACGAGGUCAGCGAUGCAUUCUUUUACCAUAACGCAUAUCCCACAGAAUGGGCUGCGUACCAGCGAAGCGUCGUCGAGGAACUUGGUAUGCAACACGAGGCGGUUCUGUUCCAUCGGUCCGCUGCACAAUCUGCCCAAAGAUACAUGAACCUCUUCUGGGUUGGCGAUCAGAACGUGGACUGGGGCGUUCAUGAUGGCAUAAAGUCUGUGGUGACAAUCAUGGCGCAUAUGGGCUUCUCAGGAUAUUCGCAGCAGCACUCCGAUGUUGGCGGUUACACCACAGUCCUCACAUACAGUGACUACAACAUCACUCGCUCGCCUGAGCUGCUUGGACGAUGGGGUGAGCUCGCGGCUGUGACCAGUGCUGUCUUUAGAUCCCACGAAGGCAACAUUCCGAGCGUCAAUACACAAUUCUACAGCAACACCACUACUUACGAGUACUUUGCCUACAACGUGCGCCUCUUCGUUUCUUUGGCCACAUACCGACGGCACAUCUUGCAGACCGAAAGCGAGACCAAAGGCUGGCCGCUUCUUCGUCCUGUUGUGCUGUACCAUCCCCACGACCUCAGGGCGAGGGCAAUCAGCUAUCAGAGCUUCUACCUGGGAGCGCAUCUCUAUGUUGCGCCUGUUUUGGAUCCACAUACUUUCGACGUGACAGUCUAUCUCCCGGCGGGGGAAAAGGGCAAUCGGACGUAUGAGCACGUGUGGACUGGUAUGAGGUAUCCGGGGGGACAGGAUGUCACGGUGCCAGCUCCUUGCGGAAAACCAGCUGUUUUCCUGGUUGACGACGGUAGCACUAUACCUGAGCUACAACCGUUCUUGGACUUUGUGAAGAAAGAGAAUGCAACGAAGUUGAGCGUAGCGUAG